CACCGCACAGUACAAGCGUGACAAUUGGCCAUGGAGCAUUUGCGCCAAACGUACGUCCGUCCGACCUGUACGCCACGUGACACGUGCUCGACCGUAGUGAACGACGUCGCGUAACCGUGAAGUUCACCCGACUCAGAGAGAGAGAGAGAGUGAGAGACAUGAUGCUGCUGUUACCCGCCGAACACUACAAACAAGUAUUGGCUUCGAUCGCAAAACAUCGAGUUCAGCAGGGUAAGGCUGCUGGACGUUUGUGCGCUGUGCGGUUCAGAGCUUGGCUACAAGAUUGCCUGGAGCGAUUGGGCAGGUCAAUUCAUCGCAAGACACAUGUAUACUUCCUGCCCCUGUUGUUGGGCCUCGGAGUUCUGUUGGCCGGAUUCAAAGCGUUCGACGGAAACUCCCAGUUUAAUCAGUUAUGGGUUGAAUCGGGAGGACGUUUGGAAAUGGAACUACAAUACUCCUAUAAGGCGCUGGGAGAGACCGAAAGCGCCAUACAUGUGUUGGUCACGCAGACAGCCAAGAAGGGUACUUCUCCGGAAAUGCCUCAACAGCGGCUUCUUCAUAGAAAAGCCCUGCUCUCCCACCUGCAACUCCUUAAAAAUGCCGCCCAUGUCACAGUCAAUCUGUUUGACGUGACAUGGGGUCUUAAAGACAUUUGCUUGUCGCCCAGCCCACCGGAAUUCGAAGUUCAAUAUGUAGAUACUAUUUUUGAAAAUAUGAUGCCUUGUGAAAUAAUAACUCCUUUAGAUUGUUUUUGGGAAGGUUCUAAACUUUUGGGUCCAGAAACUCCUGUAGUAGUCCCUGGUUUUGGAACAGGUCUUAAAUGGACUAAUUUAAAUCCUCAGAGUUUGAUGAAAUCUAUAAGAGCUAUGGGAGACAAUAGUUUUCCAUUUGAUAUGUUAGAAACUUACAUGAAACGAGCGGGAAUCAAUUCAGGUUACCAAGAUAAACUAUGCUUAGAUCCGGAAGAUCCAGACUGUCCAGAAACAGCUCCAAAUAAGAAAUCCAAAAGAAUACCAGAUAUUGGUGCAGAAUUGGCGAACGGUUGUAGAGGAUUUGCUAGUAAAUAUAUGCAUUGGCCUAAGGAGUUGCUUUUGGGUGGUAUUACUCAAAACAAAACUGGAUACAUUCAAAAUGCUGAGGCAAUUCAAUCUGUGUUACAACUUAUGGGUGAGAAAGAAUUGUAUGAAUUUUGGUCGCAAAGCUAUAAAGUCUUACAUUUUUCAUGGGACCAAGAAAAGGCUGCUUUGGUGCUCAAAACAUGGCAAAAGAAAUUUAAUGAGGAAGUAAAAAAAAUGCUCAAACAACCUAAUAUGCAACCAUAUGACUUCUAUACGUUUUCAACAAUGCUACUCAAUGAUUUAUUAAGCCAAUAUGAUUUCAUGAAUCCAAAAUUAAUUUAUAUUGGAUGUAUUAUAAUGGUUCUCUAUGUUUGUAUUGUGCAAAUAAAUAUAUUCGAUGCUGUCAGAUCUCAAUUAGUCAUUGGUCUUUUCAGUCUUUUAUUAAUAUUGUUAUCAAUUGCAUCUGGUAUUGCUUUCUGUUGUCUAAUUGGAAUUCAAAUUCAUUCCGCCACCAUUGCUGUUGUUAUAUCAAUUUCAUCAGCCGUAGGAGUAAACAACAUGUUUUUGUUAAUGUUUAGUUACAAAAGACUAUCAAAUCGUGGAUUCAUUCAUACUGCACAAAAAUACAAUGUUCAUAUCGGAAAAAAACUUGUGGGCUUAGUAUUAAAAAAUACUGGAACAAAUAUACUAAUGACAUCCUUCAUUAUAAUAUCAAUUUUCCUUACUGCUGCUAUUGUACCAAUUCCUGCAUUGCGAGCAUUCUGCUUGCAGGUUGCCAUAUUGGUCUUAUUUGUUUUGGUUACUACACUUUUUGGUGUUACAUCUCUCAUCAGCUUUGAUAUACGUCGAAGAAGAAGUGCAAGAAUUGAUAUAUUUUGUUGUUUUCCAUCUGAAGAUCUAAAAUGGCCAUUUUUUAACAAUAAUAAUUCUUCAAGAACAGCAAGUACAAUUGGCGAUCAAAUGCUACAAUUUACUUCCAAAUCAGAUAUGCCUUCCCACACUUCUUCAAAUUUGUUAUUGAAAGAAUUUAAAGAUUCUAGUUCUGAUUGUGAAGAUGGUUUGCCAAUGGUAACAAAAACCCAUUGUUGUAACUGGACACCUAAAGAUAUUGCCCAGAAAUAUGUUCAACAUUUGACAACUGGUUCAUGUCGUACUCAGGUCAUCUUAGCAUUUAUUGUAAUAAUGGGAAUCAGUAUAUGGGGUAUUACCAAGAUACAAGCCGGUCUAACAUUGCCUGAAAUGGUGCCUAGUGGCACAAAUGAGCAAAAGUUUCUGGGGACAUAUGGUCAGAUGUUUGGCUUUUACAAUAUGUAUGCAGUGACACAAGAUGAUUUUGAGUAUCCAACCAACCAAAAAUUACUGUACGAAUAUCAUGAUGCAUUCAUGCGCGUUCCUAAUAUAUUGAAAAAUGAUAAUGGUGGUUUGCCUCAGAUGUGGCUAACCUUGUUCAAAGAAUGGUUAUUAGGGUUGCAAAAGUCAUUUGAUAAAGACUGGGCGAAAAAAUGCAUUACUCAAGAAGGAUGGGAAUCAUGUGCAUCGGAAAAUGGCAUCCUAGGUUACAAGCUUCUCGUCCAAACGGGCAAUAGUGAUAAUCCCAUUGAUAAAUCAUUAGUAUUAAAUGCUAGACUAGUCAAUGAAAAUGGCAUUAUAAAUGAAGAAACAUUUUACAAUCUACUGACUGCCUGGGUAUCUAAUGACAUUUUAGCGUAUGGUGCAUCGCAAGCCAACAUUAGGCCAGAACCUCGUCAUUGGACACACGUAGCCAAUGAUUAUGAUUUACAAAUUGUCAAAUCAUCACCAAUAAUAUAUGCACAAAUGCCAUUUUAUGCCAGCAAUUUGUAUGAAACAUCUAUAAUAACCAAAUUUAUAUCAACUGUCCGCGGUAUUUGUAAACAUUUUGAUGAGCGUGGACUUCCCAACUACCCCUCAGGCAUUCCUUUUGUAUACUGGGAACAAUAUCAAGAGCUCCGUCAAUAUUUAUGUGUGGCCAUGACGUUUACGUUUUUGUUUUUGUUUUUAAUUUGUAUACUGUUCCUAUGCAAUGUCAGAGCUGCCCUAAUAACUUUAUUCAUGUCUGCUGUAUUGGUCAUUCAGAUUUUGGGCUUUAUGGGAUUUGCUGAUAUAAAAUUCAGCGCCAUAUCUGUUGUGCUAUUAAUUGGUACCAUGGGUACUGGAAUAACAUUCACUGUUCAUCUUUCCUUGAGUUUUGUCACAUGUAUUGGCGACAGACAAAGACGAACUCAUUUGUCGGUAGAUCACAUGUCAAAAAUAGUUCUUCAAUCUGGAGCCACAUUAGUCGUUGCAGUUAUAAUGCUAAUUUUCCAAAACAACUAUGUGUCAAAGUCAUAUUUCCUUAUGUUAAUUGCCAGUACUGUAUUUGGCUUGUUUAACGGCCUUGUAUGUUUACCAGUAUUCUUAUCCAUGUUUGGCCCACCACCAGAGAUAAUACCAUUGAAGUAUACUGACAGAAUAAGUACACCUUCACCAGAACCAAUCAAAAAACAUGCUCGGUAUACUAGCAUCAGACAAUCUGUACCUCCGCCACCAUCUAAUCGAUCACACCAUCAGCAAAAUCACCACAAAAAUCAUCACCAAAAACAGGGCAAAAAAUUUACUCGUCGAUCAUUGUCUACUAUUGCCGAAGAAUCAGGUUCCUAUCAUUCCACAUCUCUAAAUAAUGUGGAAACAACCAAGUCACAACAAUCAUCAAGAGCACCAUCACCAUCAAGUCAGUCCGAUUAUAGUACAGACAGUGGAUCCGAUAUUGAAACACCACAACGAACUCAGUCUGUGCCUACAGUGUCAACUCAGGCUUCUCCAGCACCAACCAGGUGUGUAGUGACUGCCAAAUUUGAACUUGAGCUUGAUGGCAAUGUGAUGAGUGCCGCUGCACAGCCGUGUGUGCAUAAAUCGUCAUCCAAACAUCAUCACAACAACCGUCAACCAAAAAGGCAUAAACGCCACCAUAAUACUAGGUACUGAUAUAAUUGUGCAAUUUGUAUUGUUUUUUUUUUUUUUUUUUUUUUAAUUUAUUUUUAUUAUUAACAAAUUGAUAUAAUUAUUCUUGACUAGUAAAAUUGCUCAAAAUACUGUGUA
Messenger RNA from Sipha flava (yellow sugarcane aphid), 4154 nucleotides. RefSeq names its product protein patched (gene ptc). Gene Ontology annotation, cellular component: plasma membrane. The coding region runs from base 159 to 4040 and encodes 1293 amino acids. Gene Ontology annotation, molecular function: hedgehog family protein binding; hedgehog receptor activity; smoothened binding. Gene Ontology annotation, biological process: smoothened signaling pathway. The record is from RefSeq and is a predicted model, not a curated record. Lineage: Eukaryota; Metazoa; Arthropoda; Insecta; Hemiptera; Aphididae. The transcript is spliced from 19 exons.